UCCAUGACAGUGGACUGUCAGUGUGUUCUCGUUGGCACACAGGAUUCCACAUUGCGUCUAUUCGAUGCGCUGACGGGCGAACUGUUGAACAAAUAUUUCGGUCAUGUGAAUAAAACAUACAAAAUGGACAGUGUGCUGAUGAAUUACGAUGCGCACGUAGCCAGCGGUUCCGAGGAGCUCGGUCUUGUUUUCAUUUGGGAUUUCGUCCGAUCGAACGAGUCGUUGCUCACACUGGAUCACAGUCCCGGCGGACCAGCCUGGGGUUAUCUGCCAUUUAGUGAUAGUGCUGUAAGCUCGCUCGCAAUUGAGGCGGCAAAAUCGACCAAUUUUCUUGUUCACUCGUUGUCCGCCCAUCCCAAUCAGAGUCGUUUGCUCACAUCGGGCGGUGAUUUUGUGUGGCUUUGGGAUGCGGAGCCGGAUGUGACUGAUAAGGACCAGUCCGAUUCGAAUGCUCUAUAG
Molecule: messenger RNA, 459 nt
Organism: Echinostoma caproni
Lineage: Eukaryota; Metazoa; Platyhelminthes; Trematoda; Plagiorchiida; Echinostomatidae
Source: the annotation of a GenBank genome assembly